AUGAGUUUCCCCUUUGUUUCUGCGGACAUAGAUUCAGCACAAGAUGAGCAGAGUUUCGGUAUCACUAAAAGGAUCCUCGAAUUGUCCUUUGCUGCUAUUCUCACGCAAAUAACAUUAUUUCACAGCCGCUCAGCUCUCCCCAUCUUCUCCUCUCUUCCACGCUCAUUUGCAAUCUCCCCUGAAGGUGCCAUCGCCACCGUUCGGCCACCAUAUCUUGGUGGCCAUUCCUCUUUUGAUCACAGCCCUUUAUCACUCGUUAUCUCUCUCUACUUCCUCUCACACAUGACCACCGGCUGGAACACCCAAGAGCCCCACUGUAAAGUAGCGUUAAUCUCCCCUAAUCGUUACUCAAGUUGGCCGAACAUGCCUAGACCUAGUCAAGAGACCAUCUUUUUUACUCCAAUGGUCUUACUCCAACGAGAAUCAUCAACAAAGGUUUCGUGAGAUGAAGAUGGCAUGAUUGUCGACAACAGCUAAACGGGUUAAUUCUGGAUCUGAGUCACACUUGGGCUGCUCUUGGGCUCCGGGUUUUAAUUUAUUCAAGCAUGUUGUAAUUGGUCUUCGUAGUUUGGGCCUGUAAACGUUGUAAA
Messenger RNA from Hibiscus syriacus, 590 nucleotides. RefSeq lists its product as uncharacterized. Lineage: Eukaryota; Viridiplantae; Streptophyta; Magnoliopsida; Malvales; Malvaceae. The transcript has 3 exons. The coding region runs from base 1 to 444 and encodes 147 amino acids. The record is from RefSeq and is a predicted model, not a curated record.